Pocillopora verrucosa is the source of this 1851-nucleotide messenger RNA. The record is from RefSeq and is a predicted model, not a curated record. NCBI's taxonomy places the organism in Eukaryota, Metazoa, Cnidaria, Anthozoa, Scleractinia, Pocilloporidae.
AUGGAUCUACCUUACUCACCCCGGCGAUAUAUCCCGCAUCGUCCCGCGGGAAAUGAUUUGGUUUUGGUGAUACCGGGGGUUAGUGGCGGGUUCUACUCCAGAGGAAGAAGUACAAACAAUUUUGAUGGGGAAGAGGGAAAUGGUGGAGAAGGUGGUAAGGGAUUUCCUCAGAGAGGGGUGGUGGAAGAUCUAGAAUUCGGGUUAGCCAUUGUGGGUUUGGAGGAGGUGGUGGGGCGGGAAGAAAGUGUCCUGGAGGUGGAGGAGGAGGAUACUCUGGGAGAAGCAGUGGAGAUGGUAUUUAUGACUCCUAAGGGGCAGGACAUUUCUCCAGCUGAAAUUCUGAUGACAUUUUCCCUUAUGAAUCCAAUUCCAGAUUUUGGCUGCCGAAGUCUUAGGUUUAAGAAAUCGGAAGGAGAAUGUGCUCCUCAACGUUACGUAUUUAAAGAAAUUUUCUUGCCAAUGGGGACAGAGCUAACGACUCAUGACUGUAGAUACGAGUGCCUCAUGGAAAGCAAAUGUUUGUCUGUAAACAUCGGCCCACCAAACAAGACAGGCUUCAGGCUCUGCCAACUGAGUACUUUUGACCACACCCAACAUCGUGAAGAUAAAGAAAUACGAAAAGGUUUUAUUCUCUGGGCCUCUGAGAAUUCGUGCUCCAGUAAUCCCUGCCUCCAUGAUUCCACCUGUCUUAAUGGAUAUACCGACAAGAGAUAUAUUUGCCUGUGUCCACAUAAUUACACGGGAGAAAACUGUGAAAAAGAUAAAAACGAGUGUAUUGACAACACUCACGACUGUCAUGCCAAAGCUGUUUGUAAUAAUACCGAGGGAUCAUUUACGUGCAACUGUAUAAAAGGUUAUCAAGGGAACGGUCGGAAUUGCACAGAUGUGGACGAGUGUACCAGCCACAUCCAUGGCUGUCACUAUAAUGCAAGUUGCAAUAACACAGACGGCUCUUACACAUGCAAAUGCAAACCCGGACUCAGUUGCACAUUCAAAGCCGUGUUCUCAAAUCUCAAUGCUACUGGAAGAUAUGGUCCAACAUCGCUCGGAAGUUACUACGCAAGUCAGGAUCAUGACGAACAAGUUGCUCUGUCCAGCGGUAUUCAACAGUGGACUGUGCCGCACACUGGUGAUUACAGAAUAGAAGCAAUAGGAGCAGCAGGAGGGUACGAUGUAACUACCAACAGCUCGCGCUACCGAGGAAGAGGAGCAAGAAUGAUUGGAACUUUUCACUUAAACAAGGGUGAAGUUAUUCAGAUAAUUGUAGGUCAAGAGGGAGGAAUAAACAAGAUGGACGAAUCCUCUGGCGGUGGUGGAGGUACAUUUGUUGUGAGAGGAGCCGACACACCUUUGAUAAUAGCUGGAGGCGGAGGAGGGAUAGAUUCUGCAAAGUCUAGACAUGCAGGGUGCGACGCAAGCACAAACACGACUGGGAAUCCUGGGUACAGAUCAUGGUCAGGGGGAAUCAAUGGACAUGGUGCACAGACUGCUAGCGCUUAUUCUAUUUCAUCAGGUGGUGGUGGUGGCGGGUUUUACUCCAGUGGAAGAAGUGGAAUCAAUUUCAAUGGGACCGAGGGAGAUGGGGGAGAGGGUGGUAAGGGAUUUCUUCAGGGAGGGGUGGGUGGGAGAUCACGGUAUUACGACGUCGAUGGUGGAUUUGGCGGAGGAGGUGGGGCUGAGGGAUUUGGGGGAGGCGGAGGAGGAGGAGGAUACUCUGGGGGAAGCAGUGGAGAUUUUGCUAAGAAUACCUGUGGGGGUGGUGGUGGAUCCUACAAUGUUGGAAACAAUCAGCAGAAUGAAUGUUGUUACAACAAGGCUGGUCAUGGUCAGGUAACCAUCACAUUACUGUAG